AUGAAGGGCCUUGAAGGUGAGCAGAAGAAGUUUGAAUAUUAUCAGGAGUUUCACAGGGAGCCAGUGAAGUUCUUGAAGAACAGACUCUUUGGUCUGAAGGACAUCAUCAUACCAGGAAACUGCAGCCUGCCCUAUGACCUCAAUCUGAACGGCAGUCAUGAUUGGCCAGUUUAUGUCAACCCAGGAAUCCUCUUCUUGCUCUACACUACCAUAGUGACCGUCCUCAGAACAGGACGUCAUGGAGGCUCUAACGCGACCACAUCCCGCCACAUCCCCACGUCCCCCGACUUAAGCAGGGGAGCCAUCGAGCUUCUGCUACUUGCCAUUGGUUUAAUCCAUGUCAUAGAAACAAGAGCAGUGCCUGAGCGGUUCAGGGGCCCGCAUCCAUCAUCCGGCAGUCCAGACGAAGGUGCAGAGGCGAAUGUGGGCUGCAGUGGCAAACAGAGUGAAAGCCCGUUCUUCCUGCUGGGAAGAGUGGUGAUGCAGCAGAGUUACGUCUGUGCGCUCAUAGCAAUGAUGGUUUGGAGCAUCACAUACCACAGCUGGUUAACCUUUGUGCUGCUGCUGUGGGCGUGUCUCAUUUGGAUCCUGCGUGCGAGGCGACAUGCAGCCACGUUGUGCUCUCCGUUCAUCCUGCUCUACGGCCUGGCUCUGUGCUGUCUGCAGUACGUCUGGGCCAUGGAGCUUCAACCCGAGCUGCCCACCACAGUGGGAACCAUGAGCCUCGGACAGCUGGGGCUGAAUCGAACCCAGUACCCCUGCCUCAGACUGGGAGCUAUGCUUUUAUUUACCUUGACCUUUUGGCUGCUAGUACGUCAGUCAGUGAAGGAAAACUUCAGCAGGAAGAGGAAAAUAGCCACACCACUACAGGAAGUCACUACAGGAGACGAGGAGGCUGGUAACGAAUCUGUGCUGAAGGUUCUGGGAGGCAAGGUGAUGAGCUGCUAUGCCAAAUACUGGAUCUAUGUCUGUGGAGGGAUGUUCAUCAUGGUGUCCUUUGCUGGAAAACUUGUUGCAUACAAGAUCAUCUACAUGCUGCUGUUCCUGCUCUGCAUGUGCCUUUAUCAGGUUUACUAUUCUCUGUGGAGGCGCCUGCUGAAGCUCUUCUGGUGGCUCGUUGUGGCCUACACCAUGCUUGUGCUGAUUUCCAUCUACACUUACCAGUUUGAAGACUUCCCUGGAUACUGGAGGAACUUGACUGGUUUCACAGAAGUACAGCUGGCAGCGAUCGGCCUGGAGACCUUUGCUCUGUCUGAACUCUUCACUAGUAUUCUGAUCCCCGGCUUCUUCCUGCUGGCCUGCAUCCUACAGCUGCACUACUUUCACAAGCCGUUCAUGAGAAUCACUGACCUGGAGCAGAUCACACCCAUACACAGGAAAAAGCGCAGUGACCAGACUGGCUCUGCUGAUGUGCAAAUGAACAAUGACGAGGACCUUGUUGCAAACACUGAUGACGACUCUGAAGAUGAAGUGGAGCUGAUGCCUAGCAAAUGGGGCCUGGUGAUGGACAGGUUACUGGAUCUUUCCAGAAGAUUCUCUGACAUUCUCACCACAAUUCAAGAGUUUCUCUGGAGGCUUCUGGAGCUUCACAUCCUGAAGAUGGUGGCCUUCUUCUCUGUAUGGGUCGCCCUCGAGGAGGUACAGGCAAAGACUGAAGCACUAAACUACCCAUGGAGAUGGAAGAGUCCAGUGUUGAUGAACUCAGCUCUCAUUAAAUGGAUCUAUCUGCCUGACUUUUACACUGUUCCAAACUCCAGAAAUCUCAUAGCGGACUUUGUGCUGCUGAUGUGUGCGUCUCAGCAGUGGAAGGUGUUUGAGUGUGAGCACGUGGAGGAGUGGAUGGUUCUAGCAGGAGAGAACACAGAUGAACCAGAACCAAUGGAAGGUCGAUUGUUUAACCCUGCACCUAACUUCAUAAAUUGCAGGAGUUACCUGGACAUGGCGAAGGUUUUGGUAUUUCGCCACUUCUUCUGGUUUGUGUUGUCAGUGGUCUUCAUCACAGGGUCGACUCGGAUAUCGGUGUUUGGACUGGGCUACCUGCUUGCUUGCUUCUUUUUUCUGUUGUUUGGGACGCAGCUAUUGGGCAAAAAAUCCAGAACUCGCCUCAACCUGUGGGACUGUCUCAUCAUCUAUAAUGUGGCAGUCAUCAUAUCUAAAAACCUCUUAUCUAUCCUGGCUUGUGUGUUUGUGUUUGAGAUGCAGAAGGGCUUCUGCUGGGUCAUCCAACUCUUCAGCUUGGUAUGCACAGUCAAAGGAUACUAUGAUCAUGAUCCAGAGAUCCAGACAGGAAAAAAGAGAUCCAGGAAGAAGCUGUGGCACCAGCCAUGGUUGGACCAUGCUGCAGUGCUGCACUCAGGAGACUACUACCUGUUUGAAUCUGACAGUGAGGAUGAAGAUGAUCUACAGUCUGAAGAACAGAAGCCUCAGAAACAGACUGCCUGUCAGUUGGCGUAUCAGGCAUGGGUGACGAGUGUGAAAACAGCUCUGAGAGAACGGCAGAAUCGACAGGGUCGACUGAAGAGAGCUGAGAGAGAAGAAAGAGCUGAUUCACACGAGGCUCUGUCAGGAAAAGAUUACGAGGAACCCGUCGUUCAGGAUGGGGAGUCAAAGGAACAAGAGUCUGGUCGUGGUGAGACGGUGCAGAGGAUCUUGGAUAUUCUGCGUUUCUUGGGGGCGAUCGUGCUGGCGAUGGUUGAUGGACUCACUGAGUGGCUUAAUUUACUGACUAAACAGUACAGAGAGAUUUCUACUGUUUUGUGCAAUGAGCGCUACUUCAUCAUCCAAAAGAUUCAGCAGCUCGGUUCAGCAGCAGACUCCAGAGAUGAUCGGGAAUCUCAGGGCAGUGAAAGCUGCACCCUGGAGACGUGUUUGGACGACACCGAUGCAGAAACUUCUACCAGGUGCCUGGAGGAUAGCAUAAACCAGUGCACCCCCAAGCUAAGCGUCAACAGCAGUGGGAAUAUCCUAACACCGCCAUCCAGCAGUACGGGACUGAUCCCAGACUUACCCAACCAGCAGCAAGGCAGACACUCCAGAACAGCCAGUGAGCUGCUGGGAGACAGGCAGUUUUUGAUCGAGGAGUUGGAACAGAGCAGAGAGUUUUUCUCCAGCCAGAACCGUCUGCUGAAGAUGCUGUUUGCCAUGUACAACCUGCUGUCAGCCAACUCUGAGCUGGUCUGCUAUUUCAUCAUAGUGUUGAAUAACGUGGUCAGUGCCUCGGUCAUAUCACUGGUCCUGCCCAUACUGGUGUUCCUGUGGGCUAUGCUGUCUGUUCCAAGACCAACCAAAAAGUUUUGGAUGACUGCGAUAAUCUACACAGAGGUUAUGGUUGUGGUGAAAUACUUUUUCCAGUUUGGAUUUUUUCCUUGGAACAGUAGUUUCGAGAUGACCCUUGAUAAGCCUUUCUUCCCACCUCGCAUCCUCGGCCUGGAAAAGACUGACAACUACAUCAGAUAUGAUCUUCUUCAGUUGCUGGCUCUGUUUUUCCACAGAUCCCUGCUGAUGCGGUAUGGCCUGUGGGACCAUGAAGGCCCCAUGGAGGAUCACAGCGCUUCUCCAGAAACGUUUAAUGUUGGAGUUAAAACUAGAGAAGGAGAUGAAGAUGGAAAGCAAAAGGCAAAAAGACACAAAGAAGAGAGAGAGGAUGACAGAGUUAGCACAGCCUCCACGCUGGAAAACCUGGAAAUAACUGAAAUCAGCCAAAUUAAAAAGGAUGAUGAGAACUACGUGGAACCGAGUACCAUCUCUGUCCUUUCUACCAUACAGCCCACUGAAUCAACACCCACUGGGUCACCAGAUACACCAGCAGAAGAAAUGCUGCCUCGGGUGAAGAGUAUCCAGCCGGAUAAGAGGGAAGGAGACGAUGAGGACGUAACAGAAGAAGUCCCAAAGAAAAGAAGCAGCAUCAGGUUCCGCAGGAAAAUAAAAACUCCUAAACAGCAGCACGGUAAAGUGGAGUCCAGUGGAGCUGAGGCUGUUGACUCCAGUAAAGACAUGAUGACGAAGAAUCAAAAAGGCAGGAAGAGAGAAGCAGCCAGUAAGAGAAUACGGGAUGUGGGACACAAGAUAAAACGUGUCUUCAUUUAUGGGAUUCAGAGUGUUUACAGGCCAGCUCAGGGUUUCUUCAGGGAUAUUCUGCACUCUGAGUACCGGGCUGCCACCGACGUCUAUGCACUCAUGUUCCUGACCGACGUCAUUGAUUUCAUCAUCAUCGUCUUUGGCUUUUGGGCUUUUGGGAAACACAGUGCAGCAGCUGAUAUAGCGUCCACGCUGUCAGAAGACCAGGUGCCGGAAGCGUUUCUGGUGAUGCUGCUCAUCCAGUUCAGCACGAUGAUCAUUGACAGAGCUCUGUACCUGCGCAAGGCUGUCACAGGAAAACUCAUCUUCCAGGUGAUCCUUGUGUUCGGGAUUCAUCUUUGGAUGUUCUUUAUCCUGCCCGCUGUCACUGAGAGGAUGUUCAACCAAAACUUCGUGGCACAGCUCUGGUACUUUGUCAAGUGCAUUUACUUUGGCUUAUCAGCUUAUCAGAUCCGCUGUGGCUACCCCACUCGUAUCCUCGGCAACUUCCUCACCAAGAAAUACAACCACCUCAAUCUGUUUCUCUUCCAAGGGUUUCGCCUGGUGCCGUUCCUGGUGGAGCUCCGAGCAGUGAUGGAUUGGGUUUGGACCGAUACCACAUUGUCUCUGUCCAACUGGAUGUGUGUGGAGGAUAUUUAUGCCAACAUUUUCAUCAUUAAAUGCAGCCGUGAGACAGAAAAGAAAUACCCACAGCCUAAAGGGCAGAAGAAAAAGAAGAUAGUGAAAUAUGGCAUGGGUGGACUUAUUAUCUUCUUCUUGAUCUGCAUCAUCUGGUUUCCCCUUCUCUUCAUUUCAUUGGUCCGAUCUGUCGUGGGUGUGGUCAACCACCCCAUUGACGUCACAGUAACUGUCAAGCUGGGUGGAUAUGAGCCCCUGUUCACCAUGAGUGUGCAGCAGCAGUACAUCAAGCCCUUUUCAGAGGAUGAAUAUGACCAACUCGCCAAAGAGUUUGAAGACAAUGCUGUCGCCAUGCAGUUCAUCAUCCUCUACAGUUACGAGGACAUUGUGACAGCCAUGAUCGAGGGUAGUUCUGGAUCUGUUUGGAGGAUCAGUCCCCCGAGCAGGCAGGAAGUCAUUAAAGAGUUACUCGGUCCUGUUGACCUCACGCUUCGUCUGUCCUGGAAUUUUCAGAGGGACCUGGGUAAGGGUGGAACAGUGGAACACGCCUUUGAUAAGCACUCCAUCGACCUGGAACCAGGGAACCCGGUCAGAGCAGACUUGGCUUCAUUACUGGUCGGCAACCGCACUGAGCCAGUGCUUGUUCCCAGUAUGUUUCCUAAGUACAUCCGUGCCCCCAACGGAGCUGAAGCCAAGCCAGUCGGUCAGCUGCAUGAAGGUAAUGAAGCUGGAUACAUGGAUAUAACCCUGUCACUAAAUAGCAGUGGGAACCAGGAGUGGUGGGACAUUGCUAUUGCGAACUGUUACUCCUCAGAGUGUGGUGUACUGCCCAUGGUCAUAUUCAGUGACAAAGUCAGUCCUCCCAGCCUGGGCUUCCUGGCAGGAUACGGUAUCAUGGGGCUGUAUGUGUCCGUGGUCUUAGUCAUUGGGAAGUUUGUCCGUGGCUUCUUCAGUGAGAUCUCCCACUCCAUCAUGUUUGAGGAGCUGCCCUGUGUGGACCGCAUUCUCAAGCUCUGCACUGACAUCUUCUUGGUGCGUGAGACGGGGGAACUGGAGCUGGAAGAGGAACUUUACUCCAAACUGAUCUUUCUCUAUCGAUCUCCUGAGACUAUGAUCAAAUGGACUCGGGACAUUAUCAGUCAACACCGAGACGGCCAAUGAUUGACUGCCUGAGAAAUCAUGUUUCCUUGGGAUAAACUACAGUAAAGCACGAAUGCAAAGGUGUCCAGGAGACGAUGCACGGAAGGGGAUUGUUGAGAACACUCCACACUUACCAAGUGGACACAGCAGACACACAGACCCUAACCCUCCACAUGCUGUGGCAUAUUUGCAGCUCUCUGACAACUUCAAACUAAGCAUGCUCAGUACAGAGUGGACAGGAAUGAGAGUGGAACUGCAGUUGAUGGGAUUCAUGACAUAUCUGUUGUGCAAAGCUGGACAUCAUUUCCCUGGAAGGCAAAAUCUGUCAUAUCAUGUUGUGUGCAUGUGUGCACGUUACACUGUAGGUGGAGGCAUUUUGCAGACAAAAGCCAAUGAUAAGAAGAAGCAGCGGAAGUCUCUGCAUCUCUAUGCUACAUCAAAAUAUGCAAACUAUAAAUUAGAAGUAUACCAAAAUACAUCGAAUGUGUCAGCUGGUCACUAUGUUAAGUUAAUGAGCUAUUUUUCAUUAAAUUACCAUCAUUUACAAAAAUGCAAACAGCUUAAAAGGGUUGGAACAAAUACACUAAAAGACUACAAAUCCUGAACGAUUCGUUCGGUGAACUGACUGAGAGUUGGACUCAUCAGGCCACGCCCCCCUGUCCUCAUCACUCUGUGAUUCUGUAACUCUGAUGUUUUUAUGUGUACGACCAUGCUGUGCAUGACGCUGACAAACAGUCUGCCAAAUGUGAAGUCAGUUCAUGUGAACUCCCUGGAAUUAACUUGGUGCCACAAUAGUACAAUACCCGUUUAUACAUUAUGGUCAAAUAUACAUCAUAAAACACUAAAUUUCCAGGUUAAAAAACUGUCACUAUUUAUUCUGUUCAUGCAAACAUUGUUGCCAUUGUUUUUGCUGAUCCACACUGUCUUUACAAAACAAUCAUUUCUUUACUUUCAGGGGGAGAGCGCAUAUGUUUUCUUUUUGUUUUUAGAUAUUAAAGUACCUGUUUCUACAAAAA
Messenger RNA from Neolamprologus brichardi, 6851 nucleotides. The record is from RefSeq and is a predicted model, not a curated record. Lineage: Eukaryota; Metazoa; Chordata; Actinopteri; Cichliformes; Cichlidae.